This is a messenger RNA of Sitophilus oryzae (rice weevil), 583 nucleotides long. RefSeq names its product general odorant-binding protein 72-like. Lineage: Eukaryota; Metazoa; Arthropoda; Insecta; Coleoptera; Curculionidae. Gene Ontology annotation, molecular function: odorant binding. The transcript has 6 exons. The record is from RefSeq and is a predicted model, not a curated record. The coding region runs from base 50 to 487 and encodes 145 amino acids.
AAUACAUGUCCCUUAACAUCUUUUGCCAGUUUCAAGAUAACUUUAGUACAUGGAUACAACCAUGAGAUUAGUGUUACUUGCUGUUUUAGCUAUAUUAGUUCACGAUGGAACCUGUGCAAUGUCAGAUGCUCAAGUAAAAGCCACUAUGAAACUCCUGAAAAAUACUUGCAUGUCGAAAAGCAAAGCAACAGAAGAGCAAAUAAAUGCUAUGCACGAUGGAGACUGGAACCAAGACAAGCAUGGCAAAUGUUAUCUGCAAUGUAUCUUGGCUAUGAAUAAAUUUCAAAAGGCUGAUAAUACAUUAGACUGGGAGGCGGGUGUUAAAAUGAUGGAAGCCCAAGCACCACCAAGUUUUCGCGAUCAUGCCAUUACCACUUUGAAACAUUGUAAAGAUGCAGCGCAAACUUUAAACGACAAAUGUACAGCCGCUUAUGAAAUUGCCAAAUGUGUAUAUGAUUAUGAUCCUGAGAAAUACUACUGGCCUUAAUGAAACACCCAAUACUAUUUAUGAAUAAAUGCUUGAAAACAAACUGUGACCACCUAGAAUAUUAUGAAUAUCGCUAAUAAAGAAUAUUAUUUUAUC